Messenger RNA from Oncorhynchus gorbuscha (pink salmon), 2964 nucleotides. Its product is annotated as rap1 GTPase-activating protein 1-like. Gene Ontology annotation, molecular function: GTPase activator activity. NCBI's taxonomy places the organism in Eukaryota, Metazoa, Chordata, Actinopteri, Salmoniformes, Salmonidae. The coding region runs from base 432 to 2567 and encodes 711 amino acids. Gene Ontology annotation, cellular component: cytoplasm. Gene Ontology annotation, biological process: regulation of small GTPase mediated signal transduction; activation of GTPase activity. The transcript has 22 exons. The record is from RefSeq and is a predicted model, not a curated record.
ACACAGUGCUCUUUCGGGAAUGCAUUACCUCCCUUUCUACUUCCUAGAUAGUGACAGAGAGACAAAGAUAGCGUAAAAAGACACCAUUUUUAACUGAGGAUCGCUGAACAACCUACGACACACACACCUGCGGACAUACUCAUUAUACAAACAUGCAGUUGAGGAUUCCUUUAGUCUGUCACCACCUCUGCCUCCUCUGUGACUCUUGGUCAUGGCUGUAGUCAUUUGGGGAGUCACUGUGCUGUGGGUGAGGAACUCUGCAGUACCACAGUGGAAUACAGGCAUGUCUCUGGGGCUGGACAAAGACGCAUCAGGCAAUGUGUUCUUCUAAUCCUGGACACUUGAACUUAACAGUUGAACUCACAAACCAGGGACUCUGAAUCAUUUUUCGGCUGCAGGAUUUUUCCUUGGAAAAAUAGUCUACUUUGAAAAUGUCUAAAAGUCAGAUUCAUCUCAAUGCUCCACUGGUGACAGUGGGACCGUGGAGGAGACACCGCGAAACCACAGAUUUAUUUGAAAUGAUUGAGAAGAUGCAGGGCAACAGAAUGGAGGAGCAGCGAUACACCUUUCCUCCCCCACUCAAAACUGAAGAGGACUACAUUCCUUACCCCAGUGUCCAUGAGGUGUUGGGGAGAAAGAGUGGGUUCCCACUGAUUCUGCUGCCUCAGUUUGGGGGUUACUGGAUCGAGGGCAACAACCAUGAGCUUGGUGACAGUGCUGAGCCAGACCAGAUCCAGCCUCUGUCCCCCACCACACACAAGCUGGAGAGUAACUCCACCGCCAAGAUGUACAGGAAGCACUUUCUGGGCAAGGAGCACUUGAAUUACUACUCAGUGGACGGAACUCUGGGACAUCUGGUGUUGUCCAUGAAGUAUGACGAGAUCGGAGACCAGGAAGACCUCCGCCUCAUGCUCAGGACCAAACUGGAGACAUACCAUGAUGUUAUCCCCAUAUCCUGUCUCACAGAGUUCCCUAACGUGGUGCAGAUGGCCAAGCUUGUCUGUGAAGAGGUGAAUGUGGAUCGUUUUUACCCUGUCCUUUACCCAAAAGCUUCAAGACUCAUUGUCAAUUUUGAUGAACACAUUAUAAGCAACAACUUCAAGUUCGGAGUCAUCUACCAGACAUUUGGACAGACAUCAGAAGAAGAGCUGUUUGGGAACAGUGUUGAGAGUCCUGCCUUUGUUGAAUUCCUAGAGUUUCUGGGGGAGAAGGUCGAGCUGUAUGACUUCAAAGGGUUUCGUGGUGGGUUGGAUGUGACCCACGGGCAGACAGGAUCUGAGUCCGUCUACCACAACUACCGCAACAAGGAGGUCAUGUUUCAUGUGUCCACCAAGCUGCCUUACACUGAGGGGGACACACAACAGUUGCAGAGGAAGAGGCACAUAGGGAAUGACAUUGUGGCCAUAGUGUUCCAGGAGGAAAGCACUCCGUUCGUACCAGAUAUGAUCGCCUCCAACUUCCUCCAUUCCUACGUAGUGGUGCAGGUGGAGAACGCCUGCACUGGUGAUGUACUGUACAAGGUGUCAGUGACGGCGAGAAAUGACGUACCUUUCUUUGGACCACCCCUGCCAGACCCGGCUGUCUUUAGAAAAGGUCCAGAAUUCCAGGAGUUCCUCUUCACGAAGCUCAUCAAUGCUGAGUAUGCCUGCUAUAAAGCUGAGAAAUUUGCCAAACUGAAGGAGCGCACACGGUCAGCCUUACUGGAGACAUUGUAUGAGGACUUGCACAUCAACAGCCAGGCCAUGAUGGGUCUGGGAAGAGAUGAGGACAAGAUGGAGAACGGGUCCGGAGGAGGAGGGGGCUUCUUUGAAACCUUUAAGUCAUUGCUUGUCCCAGGGAAAAGUCCCGGUAAACAUGGACGUCGAGGCAGUGCCAUAGGGAUAGGAACAGUAGAAGAGUCUCUGAUCAUCCCUGGGAAGAGUCCAACCAGGAAAAAGUCUGGUCCCUUUAGCUCCAGACGUAGCAGUGCCAUCGGUAUUGAGAAUAUCCAGGAAGUCCACCAGAAAAUCAGCAGCCACAGCGGUAGGGAGUGUUUACCUGGCACACAGAAGACUCCUGACAGUGACCAUGCCUCUCAGGAUCCCAAGUCUGAGAACUCCUCCAAUCAAAGCUCACCAGAAGUGCUCAUUACAAAGAACAUUUUUGCUCUUUGUAACAACAGGGCUCAGUCUAUCCCUGAGGGUCACGACCUUUCCCGCUCCUCCUCCAAUGACAGCAGCUUCGCCAGUGUGGUGGAGGAGAACGAGACCGAGGCCACGGACGACUAUGACACUGGCAUGGAGAGCCUGUCAUCAUCGGGGACGCCACACAAGCAGGACUCGUUAACCUACAGCACAUGGCUAGAGGACAGUAUGAGCAGCACAAGCACCACCAGCCGAGGCAGCUCGCCAGGUCCUGGUCAACUUGAUGGGGGUAAAGGGUCAGAGAUCCGCAUUAAACUGGACCGGCCAAAAGAUAGUCGGUCCUCAUCGCAUACCCAUAAGACACAAUCCUUCUGGGAGGUGAGACGAGCACAGGCUUUCACCGUAACCAAGGAUGACGAUGAGGAUGAGGUGGACCCUGGAUAGUCUGCUAGUCAGUGAGGCCAGACCACCCCUUCCCAGAAGCCCCGGCGGUGGUGUUGGUGGUGUCGUACCAGGAGAGGAAGUCAAACACAGAGGGGCCAACUUUUGCACAGUGUCGUUUCGUUCUGCUCACUCCCUCGCCUCUGUCUGUACACACAUCUUCUGCCUGGUUUUGUGUAAAUAGGUGUAUUUGUCUCAGUGAACAAAUGGUACCUUUGGUUCAGUUUUGUUGACGCCUACUGUAUGUAGACACGUGGAUCACAUGGUAGCUAUAGCGACAUUGAACUCUGCCAGAGACUUUGGGAGGGGCAUGUUGGUAUAGUCAUAUGGAUUGUACAAUAUAGUGACAGUAGCACUGCCUGAAAAAAAUCUAUUAAUUUAACCUAUUUCAUUCCAAAUA